UCCGGGUUUAGUCGGACAGUAGUAGAAAAAAAAAAAAAAAUCUGGUUGCCAUGAAUCUCAGCUAGCUAGCCACCGACAUCUGUCAGUACACUUGAGGGAAACCAUCCAUGUCAAGACACAAGCAGGACAUUCGGAGUCGUGUGCUGCUUCUGUGUACAUAUCGGGACACACCAGCCUGCCUGACAACAUACUGUGAAUCGACCCAGCUGGCUAAGUGACUAGACCAGAAAACCUUGGCACUGUUGUGUGCCAGCUCAUUUCAAGACCCAGGGAUUUCUGAAUCCAGAAGAUGAACGGUCUGUCCAUACGAGAGCUAUGCUGCCUGUUCUGCUGCCCCCCUUGCCCCAGCCGCAUUGCAGCCAAACUGGCUUUCCUCCCUCCAGAGCCCACCUACGCCCUUCUCCCUGACCCAGAUCCAGGUUCUGGAGCUGGACCUGCUUCUGGAUCCAGCUCCGGGGCUGCAGUGCCUUCUCUUGGAGCCCCAGGACUACGUUCCCGACUGGGUGCAGGUGGAGGAGGAGGAGGAGGAGGAGGAGGAGGGGGAGGAGGAGUAGGGGGAGGGGUGAGUGGUGGCAGCAGCAGUAGCGGGGGUGAGGGCAGGUGGAAGCUUCAUCUCACGGAGAGAGCGGAGUUCCAGUAUUCACAGAGAGAGCUGGAUGUGACGGAUGUAUUCCUGACCAGAUCUACCCGAGGGAACAGGGUGGGCUGCAUGUACAUUCGCUGUGCCCCUAAUGCCAGGUUUACAGUGUUGUUUUCCCAUGGCAAUGCGGUAGACCUGGGCCAGAUGAGCAGCUUCUACAUCGGCUUAGGAACGCGCAUCAACUGCAACAUCUUUUCCUAUGAUUACUCAGGCUACGGUGUUAGCACUGGCAAGCCCUCUGAGAAGAACCUCUACGCUGACAUUGAUGCUGCCUGGCACGCCCUGCGCUCCCGGUAUGGCAUCAGUCCUGAGAAUAUCAUCCUGUAUGGACAGAGCAUCGGCACGGUGCCCACAGUAGACUUGGCAUCACGGUUCGAGUGCGCUGCUGUGGUCCUCCACUCUCCUCUCACCUCUGGCAUGAGAGUGGCCUUUCCAGACACCAAGAAAACAUACUGCUUUGAUGCCUUCCCUAACAUAGAGAAAGUGUCAAAGAUCCCGUCUCCAGUGCUCAUCAUCCACGGUACAGAGGACGAGGUGAUCGACUUCUCUCACGGCCUUGCCCUGUUCGAGCGCUGUCCCAAGGCCGUGGAGCCCCUCUGGGUGGAGGGAGCCGGUCACAACGACAUUGAGCUUUACAGUCAGUACCUGGAGAGGCUACGGCGCUUCAUCAACCAGGACCUGGCUGCACAGCAUGCCUGAGAAACAAGCAACAGCCUCUCUGCGUUUGUAUGAAUGAGACAGUGUGCGUGUGACACUAAGUGAGGAUGUCAGCGUGAUGGGUGAGAAACUGACUUAAAAAAAGGAUGUGUGAUUUUUGUCACAUCUGUGUGUCUUUGAAACAACACAACUUUAAUUUACUUUUCACAGUACAACACAUGUUCAAAUAAUGUCCUCUUUUAAAGGUGAGAACGUUUUUUAAUACAUCAUUAGCUGCAUCCAUCUGUGCGGUGGAGUGUGGUGAAACACUAAAAACAAUAACUGAGAAUGAUCAACUUCACAGAUACGGUUUUUAACGUGAGAGAAGUUUUGAAUUGCAGCUUUAAAAUGUGUCACACACAUGAAUUAAGAAGUAACAGUAAUGUGCUUUGUCCAAAAAAGGCACACAGAUGUCGGUCCAGUGUGUUACAUUUAGGAGGAUCUAUUGGCAGAAAUGGAAUAUAAUAUUCACAGGUAUGUUUUUAUUCGUGUAACAAUCGGUUUCGCAGCCAACGUAGUUUCUCCUACACGCUUGGAAAUCUGAGCUGUAUUCACAUGGCUGCAAUCUGCAAUUUCACCGCUAGAUGCUACUAAAUCUUACACACUGGUCCUUUUUAGUAUGCCAUGUUAGUGAAUGUAUGGGUCAUGGGUGUAAGUGUAUAUUCAUAUCUCCAUGGACCUGUGACAUAUGAGUAAUGCGUGCACAUGUUUGUAUGUGUGUGUGUGAGAGUUUCUGAGCGAAGCAGUGCUGAAAGAAAUGAAGGACAUCCUGAUGACUUGGACAGCUGCAAGUGGAGGAAGCUUAUGGACACUUAUCAAUAAUGAUGGGUUUUUUUUGUUCUCUUUUUUUUUUUUUUUGCGCGAGUAUGUAUGAAGAAUACCUCCACAGCUUGACCAGUUCUCUCUCCAGUGGACAAACACUGGUCAAGCAUGUGCCCCCCCUCUCCCCGCCCCCCUCCUCCACUCCUUGUUUACCUGUUAAUGGACAUCCAUCUGACUGCCAGGGCAUUCUCCAAGUUGUUGUCCAGCUAACACUAACCUACUUUAUUCGUGUGGUUUGGGGGUCCAUCUCCUCUCCUUUUUCUGGUGGAUACACUAGUCUGGAAUACUGUCAUAGCUUCUAUGGCUGUUGGGUGUCUCGUACUUUCCUCUCCCUCAUUUUUGAUUCUGAUAAGAUCACAGAAUGGCCAGCUUCCACUUCAUUUCCUGGCUGUGCUGUAGCUUUAGCCUUUUACUGCCCACAGAAUUGCAGCAGCAACUUACAGGGAAUUAUUUUGAUUUCCCUGUAUUGCUUUUCCCCCAUCCAGUCCUAUGUAUUUGUGAUCAAGAAUGACGAUGUGGUUGAAAUGGAAACAGGUCUUUUGAGGAUAUCUCUGUUUAUGUGGGCAUUUCUUUGGCAUUAAUGGAACAGCUAUAGAAGUGAAACAGAGGGUUGUAGCCCUUCAAUAUUUACUGAUGCGUGUUGUUUUAAGGUUGGGCAGACUGCACUGACUUAGUAACAGCACAAAUAAGUCAGAUUUAAAGAAAUAGUUCAACAUUUUCGGAAGUGGCUGCGACCAGACAAGAAAUAGCCCCCCCUUCUUCUCAUGUGACCGGUAAUUGGUAAGAAAAGCAUUUUUGUUGAACUAUACCUUUUUAAAGUGCAGCUGUUGAGGAGGUCUGUGAAUAAUGUGUCUGUUCUGGUGAACAUACACCUUUUUGGAGCUUGUUGUUGUUCUGGCUGCAUCUGGAGGCUCUAAAGGUGUAAGGAGGCAAAAAAGCUGCUCAGUUCACCAAACUAAUGAGGAUUACGUCAGUUUUAUUCACAGUAAUCUUUUUGCUUCAACACAAUCUCUUUUGUGUAAUAUUGAUUAACUCGUGGUCUUACAGCAGCACAGUUUGUUUUCCAAGUCUUGUUCCAGUAGCACUCAUUACCAGGGUUAGUCAGCCUCCUGUUCUUAUUCACCCUCACGCACAUUUUCUUUCUUCUAACGUUUUUGUCUUGUUGUAAUUAAUCCGAACGUGUUUGAUGUAGUGUAGGGCCAUGGAUUGUUUGUCUCAGAACCAUGCGUGUCAACGUUUGUGACUAACAGUGUGAUUCAGAUCGGGUGCCAGGACGUGGACAUCAUGCCUACUAGCUCUGUUUAACCUCUGUGGCCCUAAAAUGUACAGGAGCUCUCUUAUGGGUGGCAGCACGCUUCAUGUCUGACACAAGCCAUAUUUGAGCCUCUCACUGUUUGGUGUGGUGCAGGUUCCACCACACACACCUUUGCACAUCAUCACACACACACACACACACACACACACACACACACAUUCAAACACAUCAUACACACAUGCAUACACACACACGUAAUACAUGUACUGUAGUAUACAGUAUAUUUACACUUAUAUAUAUCAGAUCAAGCAUGACAAAAGCAGGUCUUAAGUUCAGCACUAUUGUAUAAAGCAUCCAAAGUGUAAUAAGGGUAUAAAAUGUAAGUUUGUGUGUCUUCAUUAUUAUUGACUGUCUUCUACAGGCCAGCAUUAAGGAUACUAACAUCAUGUUUGAAUAAGUAGUAAUAGGCCCUGUGUGUCGACCUGAAAAAGUAAAAGAACUGGUUUCAGAUCUAUACAAGGUGUCUGCUGCAAAGGAGACCCAUCAGUUUCAGUGAUAGUAGCUGCGUUUUUUUUUUAAGGGAACAUGUACUGAACUAGCACUGAUCUGAUUACUCCAUUUUGGGAGUACAAGUGGGUCUUGGUAAGCAGUGGAAAGGAUACUGAACACCACUCGCUCUCUGUCAUCACUUCGAACAGGGAAUCUUUCCAGUCUCAUCCUGUGCUUCGUGUCUAUUUAAAUAAUGGAAAUCUGUUACCAUCUUGAACCAGGGGUCUGAGCUGUCAGAAUUAGAGAGAAUUAUCGCCUCUCUCUGAAGGAAGAAGUCGGCCUCAGUUUCUCCCGGACAGUUCGUGUUAUCAGGGAAACCACUGGAUCCACCUUUCCUUUAUGGGGUUCAUGAAACGGGGUGGAAACUUGUCGUUUUAUUGAUGCACCACUAUGGUUGCCGUAUAUUGUAUCCUCUGGCCCUGAAUGUUUAUUGAUGAAGGGGUGGGGUGGGAGGGUUGAACAGUGAAAACUGUAUGCAUGUCUAUUGUGUUUUGCAGAGCAAGUGACGGGGUGGGAAGUUAUCUCUAUUAUGUAUUCUAUGUGAGGGUAAAGCUGAACUCAUGGCAUUGGAAUAAUGAAGCGCUUUUU
Morone saxatilis (striped sea-bass) is the source of this 4550-nucleotide messenger RNA. Its product is annotated as alpha/beta hydrolase domain-containing protein 17A-like. The record is from RefSeq and is a predicted model, not a curated record. Lineage: Eukaryota; Metazoa; Chordata; Actinopteri; Moronidae. Gene Ontology annotation, molecular function: palmitoyl-(protein) hydrolase activity. Gene Ontology annotation, biological process: protein depalmitoylation. The coding region runs from base 290 to 1339 and encodes 349 amino acids. The transcript is spliced from 7 exons. Gene Ontology annotation, cellular component: endosome membrane; plasma membrane.